Messenger RNA from Exaiptasia diaphana, 865 nucleotides. RefSeq lists its product as uncharacterized. Lineage: Eukaryota; Metazoa; Cnidaria; Anthozoa; Actiniaria; Aiptasiidae. The record is from RefSeq and is a predicted model, not a curated record. The transcript has 2 exons. Bases 242 to 814 code for a protein of 190 amino acids.
AUGUAUUUAUAAUGAUUUCAUGAUUUCAGUCAGCUAUGAUAAUCGAUUAGGUCACUAGGAUCGGCCCGAUAGUAACCAGUUGAUUGGGUGCAAGACUGGCCUUUGUUGUUUGGCAUUGUUUAAAUUGUAUAUAAACGCAGGUAGUCAUGUGCAUUCUUCAUUCUCACUGCGACUUUUCGUUUUUGUUUUSCUUCUUUUGAUCUCGAAGGCAGUCAAAUAAGAACAUUCGACGACACUAMAAAUGGGUAACAGCAGCAGCAGCAGCAAUGGUGGGAGCAARCAGAAGACUGGUAAAGACUGGCAAAGUAAAGUGUACUUUGACCCUCACGCAGAUCAAGAAGGUCCAAGGCACGAGAUUUCCAAGGAUGAUCUUGAAGCAGUUGCUGGGCUACCCUUCACUGACUACGACCAAGUCCGAGAUAUCAUACAAGAAAGUGAAGUGAUUGAAAGGAUCUGGGCUUAUAAAUGCCCGUUAUUCUCAUUCCAGAUGACCCAAGCCUUGCUGUAUCACGAAUUUAUUGUGAUUAGAACAAAUCAGUGGUGGUGGUCAAUCGAGAAAAAUACUCAGGGUAUUACAGUACAGAGAGGCAUGGAACUCGCCUCAGUCAAAGACCACUACAGACGAGGCAACCGUAACACUCCCAUAGAAGAAAUGGCGGUAGAUAACGCACGRCAAAACCGGGAAAUGAGGGAUGUGCUKGAGUGGUUUUUCUUUGAGAACCAACUCAAUCAAGAUUACCAUUGGAUCAAAGACAACUGUCAGGUUUUUGGCAAUAAAUUGUUUAACGAGUUUGCUGCCAAUAGACGUUUGUAAAAUGUUCCAUUGUCCAUYUAUUAGUCAAUAAAAAUACAUGAGAGCAAUAGA